AACAUUAUCUAUGAUUUUUAGGACUUUACGUAUCGAGUCAAAUAUACAAACAAAGGCUUUUAUUGUGAAACCUCGUCCCGGAAGUGCUGCUCUGCUGUGCAGCGGAGCCCCGGCUGCGCACCGGGCUGCGUUGAUUGAGGUUUUGAUCCAACGCGCUCACAGACGGAUCCGCGGCUCCGUGUUCGCCUCCACAAACUACUGCCGUUAUCCCCCGGGCGGGGUUCUUCUUCUUCUUCUUUUUCUUCAUCCUCUUCCUCCUGCACAGCUUCAGCGAAAUCCUCCUCCUCUUUUCUUUCUUUCUCUCUCUCUCUCCUCUUCUUCUUCUUCUUCUUCUCCUCUCCAGAGGGUCGGACCGCCGACAGAGAGGAUUAAAAGGCCGCUGCCGGUUCCACUGCAACAGGUCGAGGAGGUGCUGAUACACAUACAUGAUAAUACCAAUAAUGAGGAUGAGGAGGAUGAUGAUGAUGAGGCGGAUGUGAGUGGAGCGCACGGAGGAGACGCGCGCGCCGCAGAGGAGGAGGAGGAGGAGGAGGAGGAGGAGGAGGAGGCGUUGAUGGUCCGGGCUGCAUGGGUGCGACAGAGCGGACAGCCGCCGACAUGAUGCCGAUGUUCCUCACCGUGUACCUCAGCAGCAGUGACCAGCAGGUCCUCGAGGUCCCCGUUACCCCGGAGACGCUGUGCAGCGACGUGGUGGCGCUCUGCCAGGAGCCGGGCGAGGCCGAGUGCCACCUGGCCGAGGCGUGGAGGGGCUCCGAGCGCGCCGUUGGAGAAGGGGAGCGGAUGUUGGAGGUGUUGCAGCGAUGGGGGCAGCAGAUGGGGGAGGUCCGCUACGUUCUGCGCCACCAGAGAGCUCCGGGUGGAUCCAGAGCGGACCAUCAGAUGAUGAAGAGGAACCAGGCGAAGGCUUCUGUGGAGAGCUGUCUGGACAACGGGGUCUCAGCUCCCCGUCUGGACGUGACGCUGAGCGACCUCCAGGACCUGGCAACCCGGCAGCAGCAGCAGAUCAAUGCACAGCAGCAGCUGCUGGCCUCCAAGGAGCAGCGUCUGCACUGCCUGCAGCAGCAGGAGACGUGUGAGCAGGAGCGUCUGCAGCAGCUCAGAGAGAACGCUCACAACCAGGAGGCCAAGCUGAGGCGGGUCCGGGCCCUGAGGGGCCAGGUGGAGCAGAAACGCCUCAGCAACAGCAAGCUAGUGGAGGAGAUCGAGCAGAUGACCGGUCUGUUCCAGCAGAAGCAGAGGGAGCUGCUGGUCGCCGUGUCGCGGGUGGAGGAGAUGAGCGACCAGCUGGAGACGCUGAGGAGCAACAGGCUGGAGCCCCCUCUUCAUCCUCCUCCUCCUCUCCUUCAUCACCACAACACCUCCUCCACCGCUGAGCUGGAGCGCCUCUACAAAGAGCUGCAGCUGAGGAACAAGUUGAACCAGGACCAGAGCGGCCGGCUGCAGCAGCAGAGGGACAGCCUGAGCAAGAGGAACCUGGAGGUGGUGUCCAUGGACCGCCGGCUGGCCGAGCUCCGCCAGCGGCUCUGGAAGAAGAAGGCCGCGCUGCAGCAGAAAGAGAACCUGCCGGUGGCGUCAGACGGAGCGGCCCCUCAGCUCGGCGUGGGCUCCAGAGUGGCGGCGGUGGGGCCGUACAUCCAGUCGUCGAGCUCCCAGGGGCCUCCGGUGUCGGCUCGCCACGAGGUUCUGGUGAAGCCGGCGUACCCGGACGGCACCGCCACGCUGCCCAUGCACGACGCGUCCCAGAAGCCGCCUCCCAGACCGGUCAAACCCGCCUCAGGUCUUUCCACGUCAAAAGUGACCACGCUCUCGGACUGGAGCUACCCGGAGCCCGGCGGCGGUUACAGCCACGCCUCCACCCUGCCUCGCAUGUCCAGCCUCAGCAACUCGGGCGCUAAGACCCUCACAGAUCAAAAGGCCUUCUCUGGGUCUGACGUCCCGCCCCCUGUCCCCUCCAAUCACAUCGCUGAGAGCCUGCUGAGGGACAACCAGGCUUCCGGCAAAGGUUCCAACACGAUGACGGCUCCGCCUCCAAUUCCCACCAAGCCCAAACCGUCCUCCUCCUCCUCCUCCUCCUCCUCCGGCCCGCCGACCUUCUCCAAGAAGCCCCCCUACUGCACCGGCACCUUCCCCGGUAAGGUGCGCCCGGUCGGGGGCCAGCUCCGGGCCCCGGGGGGAGUCCACUCCAGCCACACGCUCCCUCUGCCCAACAAGCAGGAGAGUCCGCCGGCCGCCGCCGUGCGACCGUACACCGCCGAGCUCUCGGAGGCUCCGCCCCCUCCGCUGCAGAAGCCUCAGACUCUGGCGGCUUCGUCCAUCUACUCCAUGUACACCCAGCAGGGGAAGGGCUACCAGGGCCAGGGCACGCUGACCCGCAGCCAGCCCAGAGUGUACGGGAAACCAGUGCUCCCAGCUAGCGGGGGUCAGCCGACCGCCGCCUCCGACCUCGCGACCUCCGAAGGCAUCGAGGCCGCCGGCGGUCGCCGAGGCAGCGGCGAGGGCGUCGGGGCGGAGUCGGCGGAGCGCGGCACCCCGCGGCCGCUGAGCCCCACCAAGCUCCUCCCCUUCCUGUCCAACCCUCACAGGAACUCCAGCGACGCCGACCUGGAGGCCCUGCGGCGCCGGCUGCACCACGCGCCGCGGCCCCUGAAGAAGCGCGGCUCCAUCACGGAGCCCGAGGGCCCGGCGGGCCCCAACAUCCAGAAGCUGCUCUAUCAGAAAACCACCCUGGCCGCCAUGGAGACCGUCGCCAUGGAGACGGUCGGCCCGGCGGGGACGUACGUCCGGGAUCGCGAGGACGGGACGGGCGGCGGCCAGGCGAGAGCCGAGACCCCGGAGGACGGUCUGACUCCGCCCCCUCUGCCCCCCCGCGCGCCCGUCCCCGACCCUGCCGCCGCCUGCCGCUCCCUGCCGCCGCCUCAGGAGAGAAACGACGACGACGACGAGGAGGAGGAGGUUUGUCCGUCCGCCUCCGUCCACCUGGACUACUUCGCCGAUGAGUUCCCGCCCUACCCGCCCCCACCGUACCCGUCCUGUGGGGAGGGGCAUCAGGGAGAUGACGGCCUCAGCCUGCAGCCGCCGGAGGUCACGGGACAGGUGACGGCGCCCCCGGGGAAGAGGUCGAUCCUCCGUCAGGCCGACUCGGGGCGGAUCGACCACGGCAUGCGGGUCAAGUUCAACCCUCUGGCGCUGCUGCUGGACUCGUCUCUGGAGGGCGAGUACGACCUCGUCCAGAGGGUCAUCUACGACGUGGACGACCCCAGCUCGCCGAACGACGAGGGCAUCACGGCGCUGCACAACGCCGUCUGCGCCGGCCACACGGAGAUCGUCAAGUUCCUGGUUCAGUUCGGGGUCAACGCCAACGCGGCCGACAGCGACGGCUGGACCCCCCUCCACUGCGCCGCCUCCUGUAACAACGUCCAGGUCUGCAAGUUCCUGGUGGAGUCGGGGGCGGCGGUGUUCGCCACCACGUACAGCGACAUGCAGACGGCCGCCAACAAGUGUGAGGAGAUGGAGGACGGCUACGCCCAGUGCUCCCAGUUCCUCUACGGCGUCCAGGAGAAGAUGGGCGUGAUGAACCGCGGCGUGGUCUACGCCCUGUGGGACUACGAGCCUCGGGGCGAGGACGAGCUGGGCUUCGUGGAGGGCGACUGCAUGACGGUGCUGCGGCGCGAGGACGAGGUGGAGACGGAGUGGUGGUGGGCGCGGUGCGGCGACCGGGAGGGCUACAUCCCCCGCAACCUGCUGGGGCUCUAUCUGAGGAUCAAGCUGCGGCAGAGGACCCUGGCGUGACCGGAGGAAGGACCUCUGAGAGAAGGAGUCCGAACCUCUGGACUCGAGGCUGCCGUUUAAAAAAAGAAACUCGGGUUGUUUUCUGACCGUCUGUCGGACACGUUGGAGCUCAAGAAGAAGAAACGAUCGCUCGCCGGCUUCCUGUGGUGAAAAGAACCGAUUACCAGUUCACCGAAUUCAUCAGCUGAUGUUUGACUUGUUCAGUCUUCUUCACCUCCGACAGCCGAGGCAUCGGGGCCCGAAAACAGGACAGGGGAAAACAAGUGUUUGGGGUUUGUGUUGUAAUUAGUUUGUUUCAUCCUUUUUUAAAGAUUUCAUAGAAAGAAAGAAAGAAAGAAAGAGGCUCGACGACAUGCAACACAGGUUGCUUGGUUUUCUUAGUUUUCACUGGUUUCACCAAAUGUAGCAAAUAUGGGAAUUAUAACACAUUUAGGACGUUUUCACCAAAUAUGGAGAAAUAUUUAUGUCGGCCAAAGUCAGUUUUUCUCCUUUUUUUGUGCUCUAAAGUAAAAAAUAACAACUUGUGGGAACAAGUUAAUAAUGUGUGGGAACCAGUUCAGGAAUCAAGGGAACAAGUUAAAGACUUAAGAGAACAAGUUAACAACUUGUGUGAACAAGUUAAUGAUUUAAGGGAACAAGUUAAGGACUUAGGAAACAAGAUAAUAACUUUUGGGAACAAGUUAAAGACUUAUGGAACAAGUUAAGGACUUAGGGGACAAGUUAAGGACUUAGGGGACAACAUAACUUGUGGGAACAAGUUAGUGACUUAAGGGAACAAGAUAAUAACUUUUGGGAACAAGUUAAGGACUUAGGGAACAAGUUAAAGACUUAGGGAACAAGUUAAGGACUUAGGAAACAAGAUAACAAUUUGUGCAAACAAGGACGAUAAAUUGUGAAGCAAGAAAGAAAGAAAGAAAGAAAGGGUUCUCUCUCUGUCGAGCAGAUUAUGUUCCACCAGGUAAUAUUUAAAUGAUUUAAUAAUUUGUCGCCAGUUUUGGCUACUUCUGUUUUUGAUGUUCCCUGAAACACGAUCUACGCCUGGAACUGGUUCAAGAGAAUGAAACAGUUUUUUUAAAUUAUUGUUAUAAAACUUUAUUUAUAAAAGUCCGUCUGGCCGCAGCACAGAAUGUGUCGUUUGUUUAAAAAGAUACUUUAAAAAAAACUCUUCCAUGUUCAGGAGAUCAUCAGUAGAUUUCAUAUAUUAUCAUUUAAUAAUGUUUUGUGAUGAAACUAAGGACUUAAAUUACAAACUCUCUCUCAGUAUUUGGUCUACCAUCGUGGACCGGUAGAUUAUUACAUUUAAAAUCAGUUGAAAUCGUCUCCAAAGACGAUUUCAGAUGCAAGUGGUGUGUUUUUUACUUGGCAAACCGCUAACCGCUAACCGUCUCCACCCGCUUCCUGUCUUUGUGCUAAGCUAAGCUAAAUACAUCUCAGAUAUGGAACGGAUGUAUUCACAUCCCACUCUGGAGAACAGGAAGAUUCAUUUAUUCAUAAAAAAGAAAAAAUAUUCACACUUUCUGUCCUCAGCGUUUCAUUUUUUUUAAACCUGCAAAAAAAUAUAAUAAUACAAAUGAUUUAAAAUGAGUUUCCACCACGUUGUUGAACGGUUUAUUCAUGAGCUGGAGGGACAGUCGGGAGAAUCCACUCUUUAUGUUUAAAUGUUCAGCUGACCUCGAGGGGGCGUAGCACACUUUGACCUCUAGGAGUCAGCGUCACAUGCAGAACAAUCGUAAAAACAAAGUGCAAAGAGCUCCAUUUGAACGGUAAGCAGUUGCCAUGGAGAUUACAUUCUAUAUUAAAAGUUUACAAUUGCACAGAACCUCAGAAUAAAAACAAAUGGAAUAAAAAUAAAACAGUUUCAACACGACUAUGACGUCACACUUUAAAUGAGAAGAUGAGAGCAUGCCGGUUAUGUUUACUUGCUGCAUCAGACCUUCUCAACAAGGUAUCCCACCAGUGGAUUAUUAGUUAUUGUAGACGUGUUAUUGAAUAUCAGGCUUUGUGCUGCAGAGCCACGUCGACGGAACAGAGGGAAAAGUCAUCACGAUCAAAAGUGAAUAAAGUGCAAAAGAACGGAUCGUAGUGGGAGGAGCCAGUGGUCUGGGGGGAUGUUGGGUGUCGGGAGUCAAUAAAUGAGGCUUAAUCUGAUAAUAAUGUGUUCCAACGUUCUUUAAUCUGGUGAAAUACGUGUGAAAUUUUGAUAAUCUAAUCCUUAAAUUAAUCAAUAAAAACUAGAAUUCUU
Pseudoliparis swirei is the source of this 6031-nucleotide messenger RNA. RefSeq names its product apoptosis-stimulating of p53 protein 2-like. Gene Ontology annotation, molecular function: p53 binding. The coding region runs from base 568 to 3789 and encodes 1073 amino acids. The record is from RefSeq and is a predicted model, not a curated record. Gene Ontology annotation, biological process: regulation of apoptotic process. Gene Ontology annotation, cellular component: nucleus. Lineage: Eukaryota; Metazoa; Chordata; Actinopteri; Perciformes; Liparidae. The transcript has 18 exons.